This is a messenger RNA of Humulus lupulus (European hop), 681 nucleotides long. RefSeq names its product L10-interacting MYB domain-containing protein-like. The record is from RefSeq and is a predicted model, not a curated record. Bases 1 to 681 code for a protein of 226 amino acids. The transcript is spliced from 2 exons. NCBI's taxonomy places the organism in Eukaryota, Viridiplantae, Streptophyta, Magnoliopsida, Rosales, Cannabaceae.
AUGAAAAAUCAUUGGGUUAAUGUCAAAAAAGAGUGGCAACUAUGGGAUUCAUUACUUAGAGGAGAGACUGGACUUGGUUGGGACAUACAGAGGCAAACAGUUGAUGUUCCAGAUGAAUGGUGGGAUGCAAAGUUACAAAAAUAUCCGGAUGCUGCUAAAUUUCGAGUGAAAGGUUUAGAACAUUCUUUCAAACUGGAUGAGUUGUUUAGAGAUGUUACUGCUACAGGAGCUAGAGCUUGGGCACCAACCUCUGGUUCACUACCUCCUUUAUACACCGAGGAUCAUAAUGAUAUAGAGAUUGAUGAGAAUUUGGAGGAAAGUGAUCAUGAGGGAGUGGGUGAUCCAAUGAAAAAAGAGACCAAAUUACUUGGUCCAAAAAGAACGCAAUUUAAGAAAGGAAAAAAGAAUAAUUGUACAACAUCAAAGUUUUCCAAACAGCUUGAUGAGAUUUGUGAGGCGAUCAGAAAUAGGAGUUCAUACAUAUGUACCGAUCCACCGGAAUGUAGUGUUCAAGAAGUUAUCGAUAAGUUAGUUACACUUCCAGGUUGUGAAGCAAUGAGCCCUCUUUUCAAAGUUGGUACUUCUUUGUUCACAAAGAAAGCAAAUAGGGAAAUUUUUGUAGCUUUGAAGGAGCCUAAAUAUCAAAUUGAAUGGCUAAAAGAACAAGAGUUCGAUUUCUAA